Messenger RNA from Ochotona princeps (American pika), 4540 nucleotides. RefSeq names its product helicase for meiosis 1 (gene HFM1). Lineage: Eukaryota; Metazoa; Chordata; Mammalia; Lagomorpha; Ochotonidae. The record is from RefSeq and is a predicted model, not a curated record. Gene Ontology annotation, molecular function: ATP binding; nucleic acid binding. The transcript is spliced from 39 exons. Bases 134 to 4489 code for a protein of 1451 amino acids.
CCCUCUUGGUCCCGUAUUCCCUUAUUUUGUCAAAUUCCCUACAGUCGUUUCUGGUGAUUAUUCCAGCUAAAGUUGGUAUUUUCGCUGCCGAAGUCUGGUCCAUUAGAUUUAUGACAAAGUACAGUUUUCAACAAUGCUGAAAUCAAAUGAUUUGUUUCCUGUUGAUAAUUUGUUUUUCAAAAAGCAAGAUGAAGUUAAAAAAUAUUCAGACAAUGAAAAAUCUUUGGGUUGGUUUCUCCCUCCUGUUCCAUUGCUUUCAGAAAUUCCAGAUACUCAAGUAUUAGAGGAAGAAAUAGAAAGUCAUAAUCUAAUAGGUCAAGGGAAAAGGCCAAAAAUGUUAACAUCAAGUUCAAAGAUUAUUAAUGAAGAUAUAGAUUAUGUUUCCCCAACACAGAAAUUCCAGUUUGCUUUCCCCCUUAAAACAUAUGAUCAAGAGCAAAUUUUAGGAGGGACAAGAAAUAAUGAUUUAUCGCAUAGUACUAGCAAGCUGACCUAUAGUUCCCAGAAAUAUAAAAAUCACAUUAGGACUGCAAUAGCAACUGCGAAAAAUGUUCCUGAUGAUGCAAACUUGGUUAAGUCUGUGGAAGAAAAAGGAGAGAGCACAUCAGCAUUCCGGAAAAGAUUAUUUAAAAUAUCUGACAAUGUACAUGGGAGUGCUAAUUAUAAUGACACUGCCAACUUGAACACUGAUAUUACCUCAGUGAAAACUAUCCAGGCAGAUGUGAACAAAGGGAAAUCAUGGAACGGUAGCAGUAAUAAUAAAAAACCUCACUAUUCUGCAAACAUGCUUAUUGCAAAUGAUGGCUUUUCAGCUUCUGAAAUUGGAAAAGGAAGAACAGAAGGUGGUUUAGGUUGCUUGAAGGCUGUCACAGAAAUCCCGACAAAAUAUAGAAGCAUUUUCAAAGAAUUUCCAUAUUUCAACUAUAUACAGUCAAAAGCCUUUGAUGAUCUCCUUUAUACAGAUAGGAACUUUGUGAUCUGUGCUCCAACUGGUUCUGGGAAAACUGUAGUAUUUGAACUUGCCAUCACAAGAUUGCUAAUGGAAGUGCCAUUGCCCUGGUCAAAUAUUAAAAUUGUUUAUAUGGCACCAAUUAAAGCUCUGUGUAGUCAGCGUUUUAAUGACUGGAAGGAAAAAUUUGGACCAAUAGGAUUGAGUUGUAAGGAACUCACUGGAGAUACAGUAAUGGAUGACUUGUUUGAGAUUCAGCAUGUUCAUAUUAUUAUGACAACUCCAGAAAAAUGGGAUAGCAUGACUAGGAAAUGGAGAGAUAACUGUUUGGUCCAGUUGGUUCGACUAGUUCUCAUUGAUGAGGUACAUAUUAUAAAAGAUGAAAAUCGUGGUCCAACCCUUGAAGUUGUAGUCAGCAGAAUGAAAACUGUAAGGUCUUUAUCUCAGACAUCAGAAAACAGAAGCACCAUUAUUCCAAUGAGAUUCAUAGCUGUGUCUGCCACAAUUCCAAAUGCUGAGGAUAUUGCAGAAUGGCUUUCAGAUGAUGAAAGACCUGCUGUUUGUCUGAAAAUGGAUGAGAGCCAUAGACCUGUGAAACUUCAGAAAGUGGUCCUUGGAUUUCCUUACAAUAGUAACCAAACUGAAUUUAAGUUUGACUUAUACCUCAACUACAAAAUUGCCAGUGUCAUACAAACAUAUUCUGAUCAGAAACCCUCACUUGUGUUUUGUGCAACAAGGAAAGGUGUGCAACAGGCUGCUUCUGUUCUUGUGAAAGAUGCUAAAUUUGUUUUGACUGCGGAACAGAAACAGAGGUUACAGAAGUAUGCAUAUUCCGUAAGAGAUUUGAAACUGAAAGAUAUGUUAAUGCAUGGUGUUGCUUAUCAUCAUGCUGGUAUGGAGCUGUCAGAUAGAAAAGUAGUUGAAGAAGUUUUUACUACUGGAGAUCUACCAGUUCUUUUUACUACCAGUACUUUAGCUAUGGGAGUAAAUUUGCCUGCUCACCUAGUUGUUAUAAAAUCAACAAUGCAUUAUGCUGGAGGAAUGUUUGAGGAAUACAGUGAAACAGAUAUUCUGCAGAUGAUUGGUAGAGCUGGUCGACCUCAAUUUGAUACUACAGCAACUGCAGUUAUUAUGACUCGAUUAAGUACAAGAGACAAGUAUAUUGAAAUGUUAGCUUGUAGUAACACUGUAGAAAGCAGUUUGCACAGACAUCUUAUUGAACAUUUAAAUGCAGAGAUAGUAUUACAUACUAUCACAGAUGUGAAUGUUGCUUUGGAAUGGAUACGAUCAACCUUGCUUUAUAUCAGAGCCCUGAAAAAUCCAUCUCAUUAUGGUUUUGCAGCUGGAUUAAAUAAAGAAGGAAUUGAAGAAAAAUUACAAGAAUUAUGUCUGAAGAAUCUGAAUGCUUUGUCAUCUCUGGAAUUGAUAAAGAUGGAUGAAGAUGUUAACUUCAAACCAACUGAGGCAGGAAGAUUGAUGGCUUGGUAUUAUAUAACAUUUGACACAGUGAAGAAAUUUCGCAAAAUCAAUGGAACAGAAACUUUAUCAGAUCUGAUCACACUGAUAGCCAGCUGCAAGGAAUUUCUGGAUAUACAGUUAAGAUUAAACGAGAAGAAAACGCUGAAUACUUUGAACAAAGAUGCAAAUCGGAUAACUAUCAGAUUUCCAAUGGAAGGGAGGAUUAAAACAAGAGAAAUGAAAGUAAAUUGUCUUAUUCAGGCUCAACUAGGAUGUAUUCCCAUUCAAGAUUUUGCUUUGACACAAGAUACAGCGAAGAUUUUCAGAACUGGCUCACGAGUUACAAGAUGGUUGUCAGAUUUUGUCGCUGCUCAAGAACAGAAGUUUACCACCUUAUUGAAUAGUUUAAUUUUGGCUAAAUGUUUUAGGUGUAAACUUUGGGAAAACUCUCUACAUGUUUCCAAACAGUUGGAAAAAAUUGGUGUAACAUUGUCAAAUGCCAUGGUAAAUGCAGGUUUGACCUCGUUUAAAAGAAUAGAAGAAACAGAUGCAAGAGAACUUGAGCUGGUUUUAAGUAGACAUCCUCCAUUUGGAACCCAGAUAAAGGAAACUGUGACACAUCUACCAAAGUAUGAACUUGAAGUGAAACAGAUUGCAAGAUAUGGUGAUACAAUGGCGGAAAUACUAGUGACCAUUACAUUAAGAAAUUUUGAACAACUACAGACUAAAAGAACAGCACCAGAUUCUCACUGUAUUACCUUAAUCAUUGGUGAUGCAGAUAAUCAAGUAGUUUUUAAGCACAAAAUUAUGGAUUCUGUUUUGCUAAAAUCUGGAAAUUGGACUAAAAAGAUUGAUGUGAAGAGAGCUCUUAGAUCUGGAGAUCUUAGCGUAAAUUUAAUUAGUACUGAUUUUGUUGGACUUGAUAUUCAGCAGAAAUUCUCAGUCCUUUACUUAAAAUCCAAGAGCUUUGAAAAUCAAAUAAUUAUGGAGAGAACAUCAGAAACAGAUAUUUCCUAUUCUAAACAUUCUGCGAAAUCUAUUGUAGCAGGACCCAAUAAAGGAAUGACUACUUGCAAAAAGCCUGGGAACCGAGAAUGCAAUCAUCCCUGCAAAAAUAAACAAAUGUGUGGACACGACUGCUGUAAAACUGGAGUUGCACAGAAAUCAGAAAUUAAAGAGUCAACAAUUUCUUCAUAUUUAUCUGAUUUAAGAAACAGGACUUCAUCUCUUCCUCCAGUUAAAAGGCUCAAGAUGCAGAUGAAUAAUAAAUCACAAAGUGUGGACCUUACAGAAUUUGGAUUUACUCCAAAACCUUGUCUAUCCAGUAUAUCAAGAUCAGAAAUAUUAAAUGUACCUGAAUUCACUAAAAUGGAACAAUGGGAUCAGCCUAAGACUUGCAGAAGAAUUCAACAAGGACCAUCGGAGUAUCAAGAAAAAGAUUUUUCAAGACAGAAGUAUUUGACAACUUCAAAUGAAAAAGUUCCUCAAACAGUGCUGUUCAAUAGAAAUCUUAGUAAGUCUGGUAACCAAAAUGUGACAGAUGCAGAUAAAAGCAAUUCUACAUUUUCAGAAGUUUUGAAUGUGAACUUUGAAUUGGGAAAUGAUGCUUGGGAUGAUUUUGAUGAUGAAAACUUAAUAGAAGUUACUAGCUUUCCAGCUGGUGAAGAGAAGACUGAAGUAUCAGGAUUUGGAAACAUUCUGAGUUCAAGUACUGGGGGAUAUAAGCUACCUCUCCAAGACUCAAAGAGAAAAUUCCAAAGAGAAGCAUCAAACAGUGUUGUUUCAUCACACGAGAAGGCAGAUAUUUAUUUAUCAAAUUCUAUGUCCAAGUUUGGUGCGUCCUGCUUGAUGCAAUCACCUCAAAAAGCUGGAAAUGGAAACAUGGUUCAUUUACAAGAAGGAAAACAACAAGCACUGUCACCAGAGAUCAAGAUCAUUAACUCCCACCAAAAAUCAAUUUCUAAGAAUGUGGAAAUUUUCUUUAGAGAAAAUGAAUAUAAAAAGGGAACUGAUUUCAGUUAUUCCAAUGAUGAAGCUGAUGAAAUGAAGUGUUUCCUGGGAAUAUUUGAUGGUAUUUUCUAGAACAAAUUAAAAAAAUACUUCUUGAUAAGACAGAGUAUAAAUACAAAUAAU